Messenger RNA from Rubroshorea leprosula, 2434 nucleotides. NCBI's taxonomy places the organism in Eukaryota, Viridiplantae, Streptophyta, Magnoliopsida, Malvales, Dipterocarpaceae. The record is from the annotation of a GenBank genome assembly.
CCUAAUUAUUCCUAGCUUUCAUUCCUCUCAGAUAGCGCAGCAAUGGCUUCUCAAAACCCUAAUCUGAAACCGUCCCUUUAUCCGGAUGUGAUUCAAUCGAACCCCAUAUCCGCCAAUCAGCCGUCUUCCCCUGGCAACCUCUACCCUACCAUCGACAUGCGCGACCUCCUCGAAAACCUGUUUCCCGAGUCGCCCGUCAGUGCGGGAAACCACCAUAAUAACUGCCCUUAUGUGAGUGCGCCGUCUGAGCCAACAGUGGCCAGGGAGGAGGUCCUAAUCAAGAUUCCGGGUGCGAUCCUUCAUCUGAUUGAUAAAUCCUACAGCGUGGAGCUCGGAUGCGGCGAUCUGACCGUGCUUCGAAUCUUCCAGGGCCAAAACCUCGUGGCUGUAAUUGCUCGCGUCGGGGAUGAAAUCCAGUGGCCUUUAACAAAAGAUGGAGCUGCUGUUAAACUGGAUGAAUGUCACUAUUUCUUCUCUAUGCGCUUCCCUAAAGAAUCCGACUCUAGCAGUGAUGAAGACGAAGACGAUGAAUCAAAGAAAAAAGCUGGCUCCGGCUCGAUCUCCGAUCUGAAUAUGAUUAAUUAUGGUUUGACGAUUGUGUCUAAAGGCCAAGAGGCAUUAGUGAGAGAACUAGAUGGUAUAUUGCAGAGUUAUAGCUGUUUUUCAAUACAGAAGGUGAAGGAAAAGGGAGAAGAGGUGUUGGAUGGGGCAGUGGCCGCAGCCAGGGAUACUUCCCCCACAGAUUUGAAGUCAGGGAAGACCAAGGAAGUGAUGGAGGAGAGGUCUGCAGCUUACUGGACCACACUGGCACCCAAUGUGGAGGAUUACAGUGGGACUGCAGCAAAGGUGAUUGCAGCAGGGUCUGGGCAUCUUAUCAAAGGGAUCUUAUGGUGUGGAGAUGUGACUGUGGAGAGGUUGAAAUGGGGAAAUAAGGUACUAAAGAAGAGGAUGACUCCAGGUGAGACUGCAGAAAUUAGUCCAGAGACAUUGAAGAGGAUACGGAGGGUUAAAAGGAUUACAAAAAGGACAGAGAAAGUGGCAAAUGGGGUUCUCGCUGGAGUUGUGAAAGUUUCUGGAAUUUUCUCAAGCAAACUCGCAAACUCAAAGGCAGGCAAGAAAUUUUUUGGUCUCCUGCCUGGGGAAAUGAUUCUUGCAACCCUGGAUGGAUUCAACAAAGUAUGUGAUGCCGUUGAAGUAGCUGGAAAAAAUGUGAUGGCAACAUCUUCCACUGUGACUACUGACCUUGUCGCACACAGGUAUGGGGACAAAGUUGCUGAGGCAACAAGUGAAGGACUCGGUGCUGCAGGGCAUGCUAUAGGGACUGCUUGGGCUGCAUCCAAGCUUCGAAAGGCACUUAAUCCCAAAAGUGUUUUAAAACCUAGCAAGCUAGCUAAAGCUGCAGUUAAGGCAGCUGCUGAGCAUAAGGCUAAGAGUUCCAAGUAAUUUCUAUCAUGCCUUAAGAAAUGAAGUGGUAGAGAUCUUGGUAUUAUUCAUUCACCUCCAAAGCUUCAUGAAUGACUAAUUCUGGUGCAAUUUGUCUUAGAUAAUGCUGUUACACAUGUGCAUAUGUAGUUUGUAAAAUAACUAUUCUUUCUUUAAUCUCCAUUGACACAUUUGCUUAUUCAUGGCAAUAAUUUGAAAACUUCUUUUAAGUCUUAUUAUAGAGAGGUGACAAUUACCUGGACAAGAAUCAGCAGCAGCUUAGGGCCUCCUUUGUUUUACCUACUUGAGUUGGAGACAGAUGUUUCAAUCAUAUGAUUCACAUCUAAUUUGUCUCUGUCGCUUGAUCAUAUCCUUUGGCCUAAUUCUGUUGAUUGACAACUGAUAUUAUAUCAUAUUUCUAGCACUCAGAAUUGACAUUGCCUAGCAGUUGUUAUGUACAUUGAAAGAAGUCCUUUUCUGUAGAUAGUGGACUAGUAACGAUCCAAACAAACAAAAAUCCGCACUCUUCAGUGAUAGUGCUUUUAUUUUAUUUUUCUAGGAUUUCAUUAUCAAAUGUUGUCUGUAAAUUAGUUAAACAUCAUAUUCAAUUGUUCAUCCAAGAUUUCUCCCUUCCACUCCAGUUUGCAGCGGCUAGAGGACAAAUAUCUAUUUUGUUAGGUAUGGAAUGCCAUCUCGUUUAUUUUCAUCAUCGCAUCACUGGUAUUAGACACUAUUUUCCACAAAAUGCCAACUGCACUGUAUUCGUAUGCUUUAUGAAUAUCAAGAAAUAUCCCCUAGAGACUGCAUUUCUAAUCUGUUUCUUGUAAUUGAAUCAGGGCUCCAGAUAAUCUGUGAGGGUCACAGGAUUUACAUGAUACAGGCAGAAUUUGUUGGGUAUAUAUAGUUGAAGUUCAGCAUAAUGUCCUUUUUAUUUAUACAAGGAUGUAUAAACAUUUCAGGAAUGGAAAGAUUUGAACUUGAAAUCUGUCACAACCUUCAACUUUUCCCUUCA